Caenorhabditis remanei is the source of this 933-nucleotide messenger RNA. RefSeq lists its product as uncharacterized. The record is from RefSeq and is a predicted model, not a curated record. NCBI's taxonomy places the organism in Eukaryota, Metazoa, Nematoda, Chromadorea, Rhabditida, Rhabditidae. Gene Ontology annotation, molecular function: protein binding. Gene Ontology annotation, biological process: innate immune response. The coding region runs from base 1 to 933 and encodes 310 amino acids. The transcript has 3 exons.
AUGACCUCCCAAAACUUAUUGAUUGAUUUCCCAACCGAUGUCACUGCAAGAAUACUGGAAAACUUGGAUUUUUUCUCAAUCCUGACCGUCCGCAAAGUAUGUCGGAGUCUUCGUGAAUUUCUAGAUGAGAUCAAAAUUAGACCGAAUUGUGAGGUCAUGCUGAAACUAAAUGAAAACGGAGUGUACAUGGAAUUCCGGACACCUCGGAUCCAGAAAUUCGUCAGAUUCGAAAAAUAUGACAAUGGAUGUUUGCUGAUUUGGAGUGACAGGAAAAUGAGAUUGUUCAAGGAUGAAAGUUUCAUUGAGAAGUUUUUGAAGGACUAUAGAAUAUUCUCGAGACAUAUGGGAUCUUUGAAUUCCUUCAUUUUUGCGGCUUACAAUGACACAAAAAUCAAUAAUCUACACCCUGAAAAUGCCUCGUUCCAUGCCAAAGAAGUGACUUUUGAUCAAUGCAAUAUUUUCCAAAUUUUCCAGUUUUUACCAUUCUUUGAUUCGAAAUCACUGGAAAAAAUCAAAGUACUGGAUUAUCCACAACAUCAAGAUGGGAAAUUGAGUAAACUUUGUGAACUGGAGCAGUGGAACAACUGUAAAUACGUGGAGUUCGCUGGAGAAGAUUUUAUUCCAGAUAUUCAAGAUUUUGUUGGUUUUCAAGAGGUGAAAAUACAAUGUCUGGAAAUAUCAGCACAGAAGAUCUUUUUAUUAAAAGAGCAAUUCCUCAAGUCUUCCACCUUGACUCGUUUUGAGAUUCAAUGUACUGAUGAUUAUUUUGAUGUUCACCAAAUUCGUGAAAUUUUUGGACCAGAGGACGAAUGGUUUUUCGGGAAUGGUGAAGAAGUUGUGCAUUUUGUUAUAACCGAGUUGGAACUAAUUGUUUUUAAUCGUUUAAGAUUGGAUGAGGUUCCUGAAGGGGCUGUGAUUAAUGUAAUAAAGUAA